AUGUUCAGUCUAACUAUGAAUGGAAGACGUUUAAAAAUGGCUGAUGAAAGUGAUACACCUGAAGUAUCAGAAUUAAAACAAAAAAUUAAUAAGUGGCUUGAUGAACAUAAAAAUGUACUUGAACUAAAUAUUCGUGAAACUUCACCAAAUCAUGGCCUUGUCGGUUAUUAUUCCGUAAUUGGACAAACUCAAAAUUUUACACAAUGCGGAACAGCACCAGACUCUCUCUUUAUUCAUUCGGCUGAUAACAUGUAUUUUAAUAUUGGUUUCGCAGAGAAAAUAUCUCGAACAGAUUCUGUUGAUACAUUAAGAAAACAAUUUCAAUUUGUUGCAUUAGAUAAAUUACCCAUGCCUGAUCUUCAAGCACCAUCUAAUUGGAUCAUUACUCCUCAAACGCCUAUAUCAUCGUUUUCAGAUGGUGUCACAAUUGAAUCAUUUGAAAAUGGACGAAUUCGUUAUCAUAUUGAUACGAAUUUUUUUGCCGUGUAUGGAAACAUACCACAGGAACAUCCGAUCAUGGAUGCACCAUCGCCACCGGGUACCUAUUUACAAGUUAGAAGAAAUUUUCAAGGUAAAAUCACCAUUGAUAUGCCAAUGUUUGCAACAUGA
Messenger RNA from Didymodactylos carnosus, 609 nucleotides. Lineage: Eukaryota; Metazoa; Rotifera; Eurotatoria; Philodinida; Philodinidae. The record is from the annotation of a GenBank genome assembly.